Messenger RNA from Tetrahymena thermophila SB210, 3417 nucleotides. Its product is annotated as SET domain protein. The record is from RefSeq and is a predicted model, not a curated record. The transcript is spliced from 5 exons. Lineage: Eukaryota; Ciliophora; Oligohymenophorea; Hymenostomatida; Tetrahymenidae.
CAAAGAAGGUUUGUUUUGUUUCAUUUAUUGGUUAGAUUAAUAAUUUUUUAUUAUAUUUUUUCGAAUUUAAUUACUUGCUUACUAAUGAAUAAAUAGCUAAUAUCAAAUUAUACUCAAAAACUCAAUGUGUUAGUGAGUUCUUAAAGUGUUAAAAGUUUAAGAGAAACAAGCGCUUCAACUGAUAGGCAAAGGAUAAAGACCAGCGGUAGAUAAAAUAAAUAAUAGCUCAAAAUUUAAUAUGAUGACAUCGAUUAAUCUACUUAGAGUUAUUAGCAAGCAAUUAGCAAAGAGAGACCUCAGAGUGUGAAUUAGAGGUAAAGAAUUGUAAUAGAGUCUCCUAACUCAAAAUCAACAAAAUCGACCCAAUCAAAAGAAAAUAAUUUUUACAUAAAGUGGAAUUUGGUAGACUUGAAAGGGAACUAGUAGAAUUCAAAACUAUCAUUAACAUCGAAAAACACCUCCUAAAAUAUAUUAAUCAAUCACAAUAUGUCUUCAAUACAUAGUAAAAGUAAUAAAUAUGAAAAGCCUAUUUAGAGAAUUUUUUAACAAAUCUAAUAAUCAUAGAUUGCUAAUCAAAGCUACAUUCAAAAAGGAGACUAUCUAAAUGAAGAAUAAUAAAAAGACUCAUUUAUUUUUAUAAACGAAAGUAGCAAUACAAAAGAAAAUAAAAUAAGUAAAAAUGAUUAAUUAUUGUCUAAUAAAUAUUCAUAUGUUUUGUAAAAUAGCUAAUUAUUUAAAAGGUAAGCACAAAUAAAAUAAACUUUACCUGUAAAAUUUUAAAAUUUGUAUGAAAUAAAUGUAAUUGAUAUCGAAGAUAUCAAAUAAUAAUUUCCUGCCAAUCAAAAUGAUAUGCUUACUCUGAGUCACUAAACAAUAUAGAACAAUUUUCCAACUUAAAUUAAUAUUUUAAGUGAUAAAAAUCUAUCUAGCGAAGUAUAGUCAGCAGCUCAAAAUUAAAAAAAUGGCGAAUAAUUUAAUAUCAAAAAGACCGACAUUUCAAAUUAAGGUAAAAGUCUUUUCUAAAGACAUAAUUAAUAAAUUAUGUAAGGAAGUAACCACAUUUAAACACAAUAAAAUGUUAAAUCUGAAUAACAAAAACUAAUAAAUCAUACUUAAGAUAAUAAUAACUCAAGUAUUAUUAUAAAUAGCGAAUAAUUCAUUGACAAGCUUAGCGAUAAAUCAAAUAAAACAAAUUAUUUGCUACAUCACCAACUUUCUUUGAGGAAUUUGAAUGAUGGGGAAUCUCCUACAAAAAGAAAUUAAGAAAAGAGAAGAUAAACAUUUUAACCAAAUAUCAAAUCUGUUCAUUAAAACUAAGAAGCUUUAUAUCAGAAAUCAGAAUGUCUUUCUUUACAUCAAAAUCCACUUAUUUAAUAGGAACAAACUAAAUAAAAUUAAGUGAUCAGCUAAUAAAAUACUGUAACCAGCCAAAAUUAACAAAAUGUUCCAAUUAAAUAAGAUUAUAAUAAUUGUGGGUAUGAUGAUUUAGCAUUGCCUAAAUACUAAUAAGCUAGACAAAAAUUAGAAUUCUGUUUAUUAGAUAUCAUAGAAAAAUUAGAGAAAGAAGUUGUGCAUGAAUUAGAUAACAAUCAAUUCUAAAAAAAGUACUUCAUUAAAAUAUCGGAAAUUUUGAAUGAGAGAGUUUCUAGUAUUUUAAUAAGAAUGAAUGAGAUGCUUGGAGAGGGAAAUAACAUAAACUAGUUUGUUUAGUACUUAAACUCAUUCUUCAAUUACAUAUUUACUCUAGCAACAGAACAAAUGGAUAUAUGUGUUAAAAAAAAAGUUGAAGAAGAGUGCUAAAAUUAUAUAGAGGAAAUUUCCUUUCUAAAAAAAAGUAUUAACAAUAAAAUAAAUAACUAAAUUGUUUCAGACCGUAAAAUUUAGAAACUUGAAGAAGAAAUAAACCAUUUGAAAAAUGCAUUAAACGAUGAAAAAAACAGAUUGCAAUUAUAAGUAAAUAUGUUGGAAGAAAGAAUUGAAGAAAUGACUGAUUUAGAUAAAGCUUAAGAGAAAUAUGAUGAAAUGAGAGGGAAAAUCUAAGAGAUGCAGAUGUUUAUAAAGAGUUUAUAACAAGAUAAUAGAUCAACCAAAUAAACACUAGAAGACAACUUAUGUUCUUUAGGACAUUCUCUAAUGGUGAGAGCUAAGGAUUCAAUUGAAUAUCAAGAGACCAUUAGAUAGUAAUUUAAUUUUUUCAGGAUUAAAGAUCAAACUUUACAUUCUAUUCUUAACGACCAUCCAUUCCUUUCAGCUUUCGUAUAUAAUAGAACCAUCUAAUCUACAAAUAUAGAGAUUACAGAAGAGUAUAUGCUGCACAGAUUGAAAUUGUUCUUUAAGAACUUAAAAACUGAAGAUUUGUUUGAUAAAAAUGCAGCUGAAGCCUUCAUGGAGUAUAUACUUAGUGUUUCAAAAAUAUAAUAUGAGGCAUUCUAAGAGAUUGAAUAAAUAAUUCGCUAUAUAUUGUAAAUAGAGGAGAAGCCUUUAUCAAUCUUUUUUUAGAAAUUAUUCGGAAUUGCUGGCUUUUAAAUGCCAUCUUAAUUAGCUUUAAAUGAAAUUUUAUAAAUUAAUAAAGAAUUAAAUUAAACGCACAUUAAUGACCUGGAAGACUUUGUUAGUUAUAAUUAAGAAGUAGAUCUGAUGAUUUCAGCAAUAGUUUCGAAUUAAAAUGUAGCAAUAGACUAUAGAAAUUAUUUUAAUAAUAAUUAAAAAUAAUAAAAGUGCUAAUUGCUUAGCCACUUGCUGCAGUCUAUUACAGUGUAAGAAGAAAUAGAGAAAAACGACUAAAUAUAUAAUUAAUUAACUGUGUCUUCAAGUGAAACAAUAUAAACAUUCGAAACUAAACUCAGUUUUAAAUAUAUAAAAGAACUAGCCUCAAAUUUGAAGAUCAAACCAUUCACUCUUCUCAAUUAUAUAAUUUAAACAUAUGAUAGAUACUCUAAAGAAAGAAAAAAAGACUAAAACACUAAAUAAACAACCUUUCAGCUAAAUAGUAAUUUUAUACCAAAAGUUAUGUGUGACUGCUAUAAAAACUUGAAAAAGUUUUAGUUGAUGUAUUAUGUAGAUUCAGAUAAAAUUUCAAAACUAAGCUAACAGCACUUGAGCUAAUCUAAAUCUCCAAGUACAUUAAUUUAUAUUGAUAGUAUCUUAGAAGAAGAAUAAAAUUUAUAGGAUAUGAGGAGAUAAUCUCCAUAAAAGGUGUUAUAAGCUAAAAAAAGAUAAGUAGAAAGGAAAAAAACACUAAUAAGCAAUAUGAAAAAAAUUAAAAAUAGUCUUAUGCUAAUAAACGUAGCAAGUAAUUAAAAGGGAAAAGGAAAUUUAUUGAAAGUAGGUUAAAGCCCAAGCUAAAAUUAAUUGGAUUCUUCUUUGAGCAGUAGAUAAUCAUAACACCAAUAAUCUCCUAAGUCAAUUAAGAAAUGA